This is a messenger RNA of Funneliformis geosporum, 625 nucleotides long. The record is from the annotation of a GenBank genome assembly. Lineage: Eukaryota; Fungi; Glomeromycota; Glomeromycetes; Glomerales; Glomeraceae.
AUGAAUUAUAUUGAAUUUAAUCAUAAUCAAAAUCACGUUCAAUGUUUAGCACAUAUUAUAAAUAUUGCAGUUCAAGAAAUUUUACAAUAUAUUGAAACUGAGAAUAUUGAAGAAGAAAAUGAAUUAAUUAAACAAUUAUGUUGUGUAUUAGAAAUUUUUAAUAAAGCUAUUAAACAUAUGUCACAAUCACAAUAUAUUAUACUUUCAUUAUCUAUUCCUAUUUAUAAUAUGUUAUUUGAUCAUCUUAAAAAACUUUUAGAUGUUAAAAGUAAUAAUUAUUAUCAUUAUUCAGAAAUACUUUUAGAUCCUAGAAUAAAAUUAAAAUACUAUCAAACACAAGAAUGGGAACAAGAAUAUAUAAAUGCAGCAUUAGAAACAGUUACAAAUUUAUAUUUUAAAUAUUAUAAAUAUAAUUCUACAACAAACCUACAAGAAGACGAUGAUCCAAAUGAUUUUUUUGCUAAUAUUUUUGGAAAAAAUAAUGAUAUUAAAAAUGAUGAAUUAGAAGAUUAUCUUCAAAAGCCUAUAAUUCCAUUUAAAAUGGAUCCAUUACAAUGGUGGAAGACAAAUAAAGAAAUUUAUCCACAACUUUCAUCUAUGGCACAAGAUUUUUUAGCUAUACCGG